GAAGACGCCAUUGCAGGUUUGCAACGCAAGCACCGUUUGUUCAGGUUUUGGAUAAGCAAAGAGCAUGGCUACUGACUCAAUCCGCCUCGUCAUCUCUUCAGGGUUUUCCUCCUUUAUUCCAAUUAACGGUUGGAAACGCGGCGGGCUUGCCUUAGGCCUCUGGAAAAGGAAGUUUUCUGAGCACAUCAUUUGCAAAAGUGAAACUAAAAGGUCAAGCGAAGAGCUAUUGGUGGUGGUUGGGGGCGGAGCAGCUGGGGUUUAUGGAGCAAUUCAGGCAAAGACGGUGGCCCCCAAUCUCAACGUGGUAAUUAUUGAGAAAGGAAAGCCUCUUUCCAAGGUAAAGGUUUCUGGGGGAGGCCGGUGUAAUGUGACUAAUGGGCAUUGUGCUGACAAUAUGAUUUUGGCAGAAAACUAUCCGAGGGGUCAUAAAGAAUUUAGAGGAUCGUUCUUUAAUUUGCAUGGCCCAGUGGAUACCAUGUCUUGGUUUUCCUCUCAUGGGGUGGAAUUGAAGAUUGAGGGCGAUGGCAGGGUCUUUCCUGUCAGCAACAGUUCUUCUUCAAUAAUUGACUGUCUCAUGUCUCAAGUGAAGCAAAAGGGAGUUAGUAUGCAGACCAGAAAAGCUGUAAACUCAGUGUCUGUUGCUAACAGUGGCAAAUUCGUUCUCAGUGUUCAGCAGCAGUUAGCCAAUAAUGCUGAACGAGUUGAAGCAGAUUAUCUAUUGAUAGCUAGUGGUUGUAGCAAGCAGGGUUACACUCUUGCAUCUCAGCUUGGUCAUACAAUCAUAGAUCCAGUACCAAGCUUGUUUACUUUCAAAAUAGAAGAUCCACAAUUGACAGAGUUAUCUGGGAUUUCAUUCACUAAAGUUAAAGUGAGACUGAAAUUGGAUAAUGUCCGAAGGAAUAUUCCCCAGCUUACACAGGUUGGCUCCAUGUUAGUCACACAUUGGGGACUCAGUGGGCCAGCUGUUCUUCGGUUAUCUGCUUGGGGGGCUCGUUAUCUGUUCAGUUCAGGGUACAAAGGGAAACUGAUUGUUGAUUUUACCCCAGAUUUGCAUGAAGAAAAUGUGAAGUCUAUCCUUUCUCAUCACAAGCAUCAAUUUGCGAAACAAAAAGUCUAUAAUUCAUAUCCUCCUGAUUUUGGCAUAUCGAAAAGAUUUUGGUGUUAUGUGUUGAACCGACAGGGUUUAGGCGGAGAUAUCUUGUGGGCUUCCAUGUCAAAUAAUUCAUUAAUUUCUAUUGCUUCUGCACUAAAGCAUUGUACUUUUGAAGUUGCAGGCAAGGGUCAAUUUAAGGAAGAAUUUGUUACUGCUGGCGGUGUUUCCUUGUCAGAGAUCGCAUUGAAUACAAUGGAGAGCAAAAUUUGUCCGCGUUUGUUCUUUGCAGGAGAGGUGCUAAAUGUUGAUGGGGUUACCGGUGGUUUCAAUUUUCAGAAUGCUUGGUCAGGGGGAUACAUCGCGGGGACCACUAUUGGGGAACUGGCAACAAGCCGCCCUUGUCUUCCGCCGCACCCAAUUUCAGAGCAUCCUGCUUGAUUCUCUUCGCUCAUUUCUCUGUCAGCUUCUUAUAUUCCCAUGGCAAAUCUUCUUGUAGACUUGGACUCAUCCCUCAAUUAUUUAUUUUGCUACUCAUCCUCUUGUAGAGCAUGUCUUUUUUUUGUUUGGGGGAUAAUUCGGAAACACAGCUCGACCAUAAAAGAAGAGGAGAUUCGUGAAAGAAACUAUUCCAAAUCUGUAAGAUAUGAACCCCCAUAAUUGCAAUAGUAAACUACGUAGCGUCUUAUCAAGAUCCUGAAGUUGGCUAGCGACGUGGCUCAUACAAAAUUGAAAGGCCAAAGAGAUCAGGGGUUUUUAUUAUUGAGAGGUUGAUGCCAAAAUAUGAAGGGCUUAGCUAGCUUAGUGGGAGUAGGUUUCUGGAUUGUGACGUGGUGGAAGGAUGCUGAAAAGAAUAUGAAUUGCUAGUUCAAAGCCAAAUAGAAGAGCACUCUUUUUGAAAGUGAAAAAUCAAAGCUCCCAAAUGCCAAAUGCGAAUAUAUGGCUUUGGACGGGCACACGUCAACACGUCAAUUCUCCAUCCAUGCGACGCAUCACCUCCACUUUCCAAUUUCCAUCGCCUCCUUUCCACAUUGCUCUUUUGGCAUAUCCCAGGGAGACAAAGACCCUCCUUUAUCAUGCAUCAAAAGAAUACCAUCUUUUUUUACUUAUAAUUUUAAUAUGUUCUUUACUUUUUGUUACCAUUAUUUUAAUAAAGUUAUCUUUUGAAUAA
Messenger RNA from Neltuma alba, 2261 nucleotides. RefSeq lists its product as uncharacterized. The transcript has 16 exons. The record is from RefSeq and is a predicted model, not a curated record. The coding region runs from base 65 to 1531 and encodes 488 amino acids. NCBI's taxonomy places the organism in Eukaryota, Viridiplantae, Streptophyta, Magnoliopsida, Fabales, Fabaceae.